CUGCCCGGCUGCGUUCGAUCCACUCCGGGCAUUUCUUCCCGCCUAAAGCCGAUCUUGCUGCAGGGAGGAGCGACCGGGGUGCAGUUGAGAGAUGAGCUGAGCAUCACAGCCCCGCAUUCAAGGAAACGGACUAACACAGCACUUUUUUCUCUCUCUCUCUAGACUUCCCACAAUGUUUCUGGCUUCCGUAAAGCACGAGAGCUUUAUGAUGUGAAAAAAGUGUGGUAUGCACGCAGAGAGGCCGGUGUGAGCAGGUUUUGUCUCUGAGGAGCGGGGAAUCUCUGCCCAGUCAAGGAAGACCCCCUCAAUUGUUUCCUGCGCCAAGAACUGUAAAGACAUGGUCAUCACAGCGCAUCUGUGAUGAGCAGCAGGCUGUGAGUGUGAGGACGUCUCAGAGGAUGUGCCCGACCUGUGGGCCCCAGUGCUGAGGAAGCUCCGCAGGGCUGACCGGUGGCCAGCAUGUCUCUGCACCAUCAGUACCAGCGAGGCCCCCACGGCCGCACCAUGAGCACCGAGGAGAGGAGCUCCACGCCAGUGAACAAGACCUCGGUGCCGGUUCAAAAGAGCGCCUCCUCCUCUUCCUCGUCCCAGCGAGACAGCCGGCAGGAGGCAGACAGCUGGGAAAUAAUCGAGGGACUGAAAAUCGGUCAGAGCAACGUCCAGAGGCCCGACAAACAUGAAGGUUUUAUGUUGAAGAAAAGGAAAUGGCCCCUGAAAGGGUGGCACAAGCGUUUCUUUGUUCUGGACAACGGCAUUCUGAAGUACUCCAAGACCCCUAUUGAUAUUCAAAGGGGAAAGCUUCAUGGCAGCAUCGACGUCGGCCUCUCUGUCAUGUCCAUCAAAAAGAGGGCGCGUCGCAUCGACCUGGACACCGAGGAGCAUAUUUAUCAUCUGAAGGUCAAGUCUCAAGACAUCUUUGACGCCUGGGUGUCGAAGCUGCGCCACCACCGACUCUAUCGACAGAAUGAGAUAGUGCGCUCUCCCCGGGAGCCCACGAUGCGAACGUUUCCUCCUCCGGCUGCCAUGGAGACGCCCCAACCCUCCCCAAUUGUAGUAAAUGAAACAAAGCAGGCCAAGUCCAGCAGCUUGCCGUGGCAGCCGGCGGCGCCCAGCAGCAGCAGCAACAGCAGCCUGCAGGCCUCCUACAGCAACGGUCAGAGCAGGGUGGCCGCCUGGCUUCAAGAGUCAGAGGAGAUGGACAAGUGUGCAGAGGAGCUCGCACGUUGCCAGUCUAACCUGACCGAGUUAAGCCGGUUGUUGCAGAGCCUGGAGAUCCUGCAGAGGACCCAGUCAGCGCCCAACUUCACAGAUAUGCAGGCCAAUUGUGUAGAACUGUCAAAGAAAGAAAAGCGCUUGAACAGAAGAUGGAGAACAAAAAGUGUCGGCAAAGAUGCGAAAUUCCAACUGCAGGUUCCUCUGUCUGCCAGCAUGUCGCCUGUCCGCCUCCACUCCUCCAAUCCAAACCUGUGUGCUGAACUCGGGGACUACCAGCCCCCAGUUUCUCGCCUGUCAGACAGUGUGGAGUAUGCCAGCGACUACUUUAAACUUCAGGAGGAAUUCUGCACCAUUGCCCAGAAAGUCCACUCUCUCCUGAAGUCGGCCUUCAACACCGUGGCCAUAGAGAAAGAGAAGAUCAAGCAGGUUCUCUCUGAGCAGGAGCAGUCUGACCAGUCAUCCCAGAUCAUCUCUAUCAGGAAGUCUCUGUCGCUGGCUCUAGCCCAGAACGCGGAGCUCCGAAGCCGCCUCAACCGCAUCCACUCUGAAUCUAUCCUGACGGAACAAGUUGUCAGCGUGAACAUCAUCGCCACGCCUGAUGAGGCCGUGGAGCAGAUGGGGAUCCCUCUGACUCAGCAGGCCUCUAAUGAAAGCCGACUCUCCAUGUCGGAGUCUGUCUCCGAGUUCUUUGAUGCGCAGGAAGUGCUUCUGUCGGCCAGCUCGUCGGAGAACGAGGGCUCAGACGAUGAGUCAUACGUCAGCGACGUCAGCGAUAACAUUUCUGAGGAUAACGCCAGCGUGACCGACAACGUCUCCCGACAAAUGGCCAACGGGGACUUUGCUGGCAGCGCUUUCCGUAACGGGCGGCGCAUCUGUCUGCCGGCUCCCUGCCCGGACACCAGCAACAUCAACCUGUGGAACAUCCUGAGGAACAACAUCGGCAAAGACCUGUCCAAAGUGUCCAUGCCCGUGGAGCUCAACGAGCCGCUCAACACGCUGCAGCGCAUGUGUGAGGAGCUGGAGUACAGCGAGCUGCUGGACAAGGCUGCGGAGACCGAGGAUCCCUUUGAGCGCAUGGUUCUCGUCGCCGCUUUCGCCGUCUCGGGCUACUCCUCCACUUACUACAGAGCAGGAAGUAAGCCAUUCAACCCUCUGCUCGGAGAGACUUACGAAUGUAUCCGGGAAGACAAGGGCUUCUGCUUUUUCUCUGAGCAGGUGAGCCACCACCCUCCCGUCUCCGCCUGCCACUGCGAGUCCAAGAACUUCACCUUCUGGCAAGAUGUGAGAUGGAAAAACAAAUUCUGGGGAAAAUCUAUGGAGAUUUUACCAGUCGGGUCUGUGAAUCUCACAAUUCCCAGGUUUGGAGAUCAUUAUGAAUGGAACAAAGUCACCACCUGUGUGCACAACAUCCUCAGUGGACGGCGGUGGAUCGAACAUUACGGGGAGAUCACCAUCAGAAACACGAAGAGCAGCGCUUGUCUUUGCAAACUUACCUUUGUUAAGGGAAAUUACUGGAGCUCCAACGUAAACGAGGUCCAGGGAUUUGUGAUGGACCAAGAGGGAAAAGUGAUCCACAGGCUUUUUGGGAAAUGGCACGAAGGUCUUUACUGCGGCAUCCCGCCGUCUGCCAAAUGCGUCUGGAGGCCAGGCUCCAUGCCGACAGACUACGAGCUGUACUACGGCUUCACCAGAUUCGCCAUCGAACUGAAUGAGCUGUGCCCCGAGCUGAAAGACGCCCUGCCGCGGACAGAUGCUCGAUUCAGGCCCGAUCAAAGAUAUCUGGAGGAAGGAAACGUGGAGAUGGCCGGCUCUGAGAAGCAGCGCAUCGAAGACGCCCAGAGAGCCCGGAGGAAGUGGAACGAGGAGAACAACAUCAAACACGAGCCUCGCUUCUUUAAAAAAGUGGUGGACGCCAACCACAGGGAGAGGUGGGUCUCCAACAACAUGUACUGGGAGCUCCGCAAAAACCCCGGCUUCAUCAACAUGGAGCCCACCGUCAGCCUGUGGUAGCACACGGAGCCCCGCCUCCAUCGCUGCGGACCAGGAAGCUCUUACCUAUGCACAGCGGGGUGUUGGACAGGAACACCCGGCGACGCCUGUGCGCAUGGACAAGAAGGACUGCGGAGCUGAGAACGACGUCGAGGGGCUGCUACAUGGUCACCCAUCCGUGGAAACAUCCUCAUCCUGCUUGUGGAAACCGGGUCGCCACUACUACGUAGAUCUCUCCUCAGCUCUUCUGACUUUCCCAGUUUGUCCUUGCCUUAAAAAGACCCCCAUACGAGUCGAAGGAUUAGGCGCCUUUUAGUUGAAGCCAUUUCGUUUCCAGACAGCAGUUUGGCUUAGACUAGUCUAUGGAGUAGACAUUUUGAAUACCUACCGAUAUGUGCAUGCUUAGAGAGCAGCUUUCAUCGGCAUAAAGUCGUAUUUACUAUAUCAUCAAAUAUUGUAGAGAAAAAAAAGAAGUAUUUUUAUAUAUAUAUAUAUAUAAAAAAGAAUAUCUUGUGUGAAAGAAUUAUUUGAAUUGGCAGAUUUUUAUUUAUUUUUUGUUUUUUAAUACUAAUGAAUCUGUUAGGUGGCAGAAUCUUCUCUGGGGAAUCGACUCACACUCAAUUAACAGAAACAGUGAAGAGAGAUCACAUUACUAACACGUUUACAGGAGUAAACAAUAUAAACCAUGUACUGUAUUUUCCGCACUAUAAGGCACCUUCAAUGAAUGGCCUAUUUUAAAACUUUUUUCAUAUAUAAGGCGCACCGCAUAGAAUAGACGAUACAGUUAGGGUUGCCAUCCAUCCCGUAUUGAACCUAUACGGGACGCUAUUUGUUCCGUAGUCUACAAAUGUGGAUGGGUAAUCCCCGAGUACUUUAUAUAGUCGGCUGCCCCAGUCAUUGUUUCACUCACGGUGUCCGGUGUUGCGAUAUUGUGCCCAACUGCUUUCUGGGUAACACAGACCAACCGACACGCUGCUGCCGCAGUCUCUGUCUCUCUUCCCCCAGCUUUAAACGUAUAGGGGCUGGUCCCUUGGCAACCCUAGUCGAAGCACCCCGGAUGAAUGUCUAAAGCCACUUUGUUGACAUAAAGAAUGU
Messenger RNA from Poecilia latipinna (sailfin molly), 4299 nucleotides. It is a transcript of the gene osbpl6, whose product is annotated as oxysterol binding protein-like 6. The record is from RefSeq and is a predicted model, not a curated record. Gene Ontology annotation, molecular function: cholesterol binding. NCBI's taxonomy places the organism in Eukaryota, Metazoa, Chordata, Actinopteri, Cyprinodontiformes, Poeciliidae. The transcript has 23 exons. Bases 460 to 3225 code for a protein of 921 amino acids. Gene Ontology annotation, cellular component: nuclear membrane; perinuclear endoplasmic reticulum; cytosol.